This is a messenger RNA of Plasmodium falciparum 3D7, 2259 nucleotides long. RefSeq lists its product as uncharacterized. The record is from RefSeq and is a predicted model, not a curated record. NCBI's taxonomy places the organism in Eukaryota, Apicomplexa, Aconoidasida, Haemosporida, Plasmodiidae.
AUGAAUGAACAAGAUUACUUACCAAUUGAAAUUAAGGAUGCUUUAAUUUCUUUACAUGAUGAACAUUUCAAUUAUCAAAAAUAUUUGAACGUAUUAAAGGAUUAUAUAUAUUUAGAUCCAAUAAAGAAUAUUAACACUUUAAUUGAUUAUAUUCUUGAUAAUAUUAAUAACAGUGAUAUAGAGAAAAAUAUUUGUCAUUAUUUAUCAGAUGUAAUUAUAUAUAUACAAGAUAUAAAUAAAAUUGUAAAUGAAGAAAAUAAUACUAUAGAAGAAAAGUUAGAUGAAAAUGAUUAUUCAAAUAGUUUAUAUUAUGAAGAAUAUCGUAUAAAUGUAAAAGAUGAGAAAUUAAAAAAAUAUAAUGUAGGUGAUUAUCGUAUAGACCUUAUACAAAAUUGUACUAGAAAUGUAAAUUACUUAAAGUUAAUGUAUAUUAUUAGUAAUGUAAUAUUACCAAAAAAUGGGUAUGUUUUAUUUAUUAAUAUAUUUCAUAAACAUGAAAUUAAUUAUCAAUAUAAAUUAUUAUCAUUAGAAUAUUUUGCAAAUAUUGCAAAUAAAAUUAAUUUAGACAGAGCUAAAUAUAUUGCACAAAUCCUUCCACUUAUUUUAGAAAAAUUCUAUAAUACCGAUGGAGAACCUUAUUAUAAUGAUAAUAUAAAUAAUAUAGAUAUAUUAUUAUCUAUGUGUAAAUUUGUUAAUAUAUUAUGUGAUGAAUCUAUAAAAGCACAAGAAGAUGAUAAACAAGAUGUUGCAUUAUAUUCAAUAGUUGCAUUUAUUAUGAGAAUUAUUUGCUAUCAUAGUGUAUAUUUACCUAUUAAUAGAAAUGUAGAAAAACUAGGUAAAUAUAUUUAUUAUGAUGAUAUUAAUUAUAAUGAAUGUUUAAAAGAAUAUAGUAAUUUAACAUGUAAUUUAUAUAAAUCAAAAAAACAUAUCAUAAUAAAAAAUUGUUUAUCUUCAUUAAUAUGGAGACUUUCUAUUAUUAAUCCAAACUUACCUAGAACAAUAGAAAGAGUUAAUAUUAUUAUUCCUAAUACAAAAGCAUGUGUUCUUGAAAAUUCUACUAUGGAAAUAUCUAUACUUUGUUAUUUAAUUUUGAUAGAAAGAGUUAAUAUAAAUGCCUUUCCUCUUGUUUUCUCAGAAUUAUAUUUACUUAAUUUAAUGAUUAGAAAUAGCUAUAAUUUAAUUUUAUGUGUCUCCAAAGCAAAGGAAAGUUUACGUGAUAGUUUACUUAUUAAAGCAUAUCAUUUUAUUCUCGUGUGCUGCUUUUUAUCGAAAUCUAUUUAUAGAAAAAAUAAAGAAUAUUAUACUAAUAUUUAUAAAUUUAAAUGGAGACCUUAUGAUUUCCUUAAAUUAAUAUAUGAAACCAUACAUAAUUAUAAUCACUUAAAAUUUUAUACGAAACAUAUUUAUUAUUCUAUAAGUAAUAUUAUGAGGAAUUUUCAGUGGGACAUUUUCUAUUCUAUAUAUAACAGAUUGAUAAUUGAAUCUUCAUCCGACACUGUAAGAAGUAUUAUAUCAUCUUAUGUAAAGGAUGAGCUUUUUAAAAAGAUGAUCCAUGUUAUUGAAAGUGUUCAAGAUAUUGAUGUUAUAACAGACCAGUCUGUCACUCAAAAAAUAUUAAAAGCAGAAGGUGCUAACAAUUUUGUCCAGGAAAAGAGGAUAAAUAAUAAACAUUAUUCUUCUACUAAUGAUUAUAAUAAUAAUGAUAAUAAUGAUGAUAUUAAAAAUAAUAGGGAUGAUAUUAAUAAAGAACAUAUCCCUUAUAAUAUGACUUCUGAUAUACAAUCAAAAAAUUCAAAAGAAAAUGAAAUACAUAAAUUAGGAUGCCAAAUAAAAAAAAUAGUUCAUCAACUGAUAGGAGAAGAAUCUGUUCUUUUAUAUAUAGAUUCCAUCACUGUAGCAUUAAAUAUAAUAAAAAUGAUUUUGUUAAAUAAAAAGUUUACACAAUUUUAUAAAUAUAUAAUAAAUAUAGAUGAAACAUCUACAUGUUUCAUACAAAAUAAAAUGAAAUAUUUUUAUGAUCAAAUAAAGAUAGAAAAAUCAGUAUUAUCAUAUGAAAAUCAAAAAAGUAAUAAUUCCAUAACACAAAUAAAUGAUAAUAAGGAUAUUUUACAUACUGAGCAAAAUUUAAAUACUACUUUUAAUAAUAUUAACAUGAACAAACUGGAUAUUGUUCUUAUGCUUUUAUCCGAUAUAGAAAAAAGCAUAACAGAAAUUAAGCAAAAUGUAAACGCAAACACAAACACAAAUACAAAAGGUUAA